Messenger RNA from Carassius carassius (crucian carp), 1588 nucleotides. RefSeq names its product transmembrane protease serine 13-like. Gene Ontology annotation, cellular component: membrane. Gene Ontology annotation, molecular function: protein binding; serine-type endopeptidase activity. The transcript has 13 exons. The record is from RefSeq and is a predicted model, not a curated record. Gene Ontology annotation, biological process: proteolysis. Bases 100 to 1521 code for a protein of 473 amino acids. NCBI's taxonomy places the organism in Eukaryota, Metazoa, Chordata, Actinopteri, Cypriniformes, Cyprinidae.
AAUUGUUGUACUGCGUCACUAGCAGGUGCAUGACAGAAAAUAAAUCAUAGCUAAAGUACAGGUGGAGUUUUUCUGAUCUUUUAAUACGGAUACUCACCUAUGGAGCAAAGACAGGCUGAGUCUCCUCCCUCAUAUGAUUCUGUGGUGAAUCACAACACGCCUCCUCCUUCAUAUCCGAGUCUUCAGACAUUGUCAGCCACCCAAGACCAGCCGUACUACAUAGCUCAGCCAGUACAUCAAACACCUGCUCCUUGUGUAGUAGAGACAAUCCCGACACAACGAAGUCAAAUUCCUUCAAACAAUACAAAUAUGAACAAAAGGUAUUGCUAUGGCGGGUCGAGUGGUACUGCUGUAAUAGUUGUUCUGGUUGUAAUUGCCGUCUGGCUGGGAGUGCGUUAUGGGCCAUCACUGUGGGCUCUCUCAGAGAAAGAAACAGAGACAGACACAUGUCCCCCUUUAUCAGUCAACUGUGAUGGGAAGAGAGACUGUUCUCAAGGCAGUGAUGAAUCUCGCUGUGUGCGGUUCGGUACAGCAAAUGAACUGCAGGUCAUGACCUCUAAGACCAAAAGCUUUCUUCCCGUCUGUGCACAGGGCUGGAAUAAAACCAUAGCAGACCAAACCUGCCAACAGCUCGGUUUCAGACAGAGUUAUAAAGAUGAUGUCUUGCAAACCAGCUCAUCCGCCUUUCAAAGUUUGAACAGUCAGUUUACAAAUGCCAUCCAAGGGAGCGUUAAUAUGAGUGCAUCCUGUCCUGGUCAGAAGACUGUGUCCCUGCAGUGCAGCAAGUGUGGACAGCCAUCAGUACCAAGGAUCGUAGGGGGGAAAGUGGCUGCUGACGGUCAGUGGCCGUGGCAGGCCAGUCUGCAUUUCCAAGGGGCUCACACAUGUGGAGGAACUCUAGUGGCUCCAGACUUCAUCAUUACUGCUGCUCACUGCUUCCCCAAAGGAACAUCCAGCUCUCAGUUGCCUAACUGGAAAGUGUAUAUUGGUUUGGUGUCCCAGCUCCAGCUUCCCAGCCCAUAUUAUGUCAAACAAAUCAUUUUACAUGAGAAUUAUGACUCAGCGACAAAAAACAAUGAUAUUGCCUUGCUAAAACUCAGUAAACCUGCAAGUAAUAUACAGCCUGUCUGCCUGCCUGUGUUUGGCCAGAUGUUUCCUGCUGGGAAACAGUGCUGGACCACAGGUUUUGGACUUACCUUUGAAGGGGCAGAUAGUAUCUCCACUUAUUUGAUGGAGGUCGCAGUAGACCUGAUAGACUCAGCUGUGUGUAAAUCAAAUACUGUUUACGGCGGACGUAUCACUGAGCAAAUGCAGUGUGCAGGAGAUCUUAAGGGGGGGAAAGACUCCUGCCAGGGCGACAGUGGGGGUCCACUGGUGUGUAAAGUUGAUGACAAAUGGUAUCUCACAGGCGUAACAAGUUGGGGCGAUGGCUGUGGAAGGCAGAACCGUCCAGGGGUCUACAGUAAUGUAGGGCAACUUUUAAUGUGGAUAUAUGGCAAGAUGCAGCAACAGCGACCGUGACCUUCUACAACAAUGAAGAACAAAUCCUCAUGUUCUACUCUGCCGUGUAAACAUUUUUAUGUACCAA